AUGUCUGCGCCAUCGGUUGCGGGCACUGCCGUCUCGAAACAGCGGGGCAACGCUGCAUUUGCAGCAGGAGACUACGCAUCCGCGCUUGAACGCUAUAGCGAAGCGAUCAGGCUAUGCGAUGGGCUGCCAGACCCGGCGGGAGUGCACCUCCUGUAUGGCAACCGGGCGGCAGCGCAUCUCAAGCUGGGCCAGUGGGCAGCGGCGCUGGCAGAUGCAGAGACGGCGCUUGCGAUAGAACCCAAGUGGGUCAAGGCGCUUUAUCGCAAGGCCGCCGCACUGCAGCAGCUGGGGCAGCCCGCAGGGGCAGCAGCGGUGGCGCAGCAGGCUGCCCUGCUGGAGCCCGGCAACCGAGAAGUGCAGGCACUGCUGCAGCAGCUGGGACCUGCCGCAUCGGUAGCAGCGCAGCAAACGUGGCAGCAGGCAGCCGGGCCGACCAAGCCUGCCCCCAGCGCGGCAUUGCUGCCGCCGCUGCUGGCCGCAGCCCCGUGGGAGUAUGCGCCGGCACCAGAUGGGGUGGACGAGAACCUGUUGCUGUUGCUGCACGGCCUGGGAGACCGCCCAGCAGCCUUUGCAAAGCUGGCGCAACAGAUGGCGCUGCCACAGAGUGCCGCGUUGGCGCUGGGCGGCCCUCAGGAGGUGCCGUUUAGCGAUGGCGGCAGGUCGUGGUACACUGUGUUCACAGAAGAGUUUGAGCUCAUAGAGGCCCGGCCGGGCGAGCAGCGCCGCAUCCACAGCCUGCAGGCGGUGGUGGCGGCGCUGCAGCGGCUGGUGGCGGAGCUGCAGCGGGCCUGCGGCUGGAAGGCGCACAGCAUCCACCUGAUGGGAUUCUCCCAGGGUGGCACAGUAGCUCUGGGGCUGGCCCGGCAGCAGCAGGCCGCCGGGCAACCGCUGGGCAGCUGCGUGGCGGUGUCUGCUGCCCUGCUGCCAGAGCAGGUGGCACAGGGGCUGGGUGCAGGGAGCAAGAGCAGCAGCGGGGGCGCCAACGCGGCAGGAGUUGUGAGCCGGCGGUCUGUGGAGCAGACAGCAGAGGCGCUGCGCAGCACGCAUAGCAUGGAGGUCGUCGUGCACAGCGUGCCCGGCAAGGGCCACGCCAUGCCCCAGGGCCCAGCUGAGAUGAAGAGGUUGAUGGAGUUCUGGGCUCAGCGCCUCAGCCGGCGGCCCACGGCAGCAGACCUGCCGCCCGAGGCGGCUGGCGGCGGUGGCGAGCUGCUGGAGGUCCGGCCGGGGGAGGUGUCCCUAGAGCUUCUAGGGGAGCAGCAGCAGCCAUGA
Chlorella variabilis is the source of this 1269-nucleotide messenger RNA. RefSeq lists its product as hypothetical. Lineage: Eukaryota; Viridiplantae; Chlorophyta; Trebouxiophyceae; Chlorellales; Chlorellaceae. Gene Ontology annotation, molecular function: Hsp90 protein binding; hydrolase activity. Bases 1 to 1269 code for a protein of 422 amino acids. The transcript has 8 exons. The record is from RefSeq and is a predicted model, not a curated record.